CGUGAGGAAAGAACGUCACUUCCGCGCAGCUGAUCGUGACGUCACUCUCCAACAUGGCGGACUGGAACGGAGGCCGUGGAUCCGUGGAAGACAUGCUGGAUGUCGAGAAUAAACGUCUGUCCGAGAACCUAGCCACCAAAGUCUCCAGGCUGAAAUCUCUGGCGUACGAGAUCGACAGAGAGGCCGAAGACCAGAAUGAGUAUUUGGACGGCAUGGACUCCAACUUCCUGAGCGCCACCGGCCUGCUGAGCGGCAGCGUCAAGCGUUUCUCCACCAUGGUGCGCUCCAGUCGGGACAACCGCCGCAUCCUCUGCUACGUCUCCGUGGGCCUGGUCCUGGCCUUCUUCCUGCUCUACUACCUGGUCUCCAGGAUCCAGCGCUGACGUUCUGGACCGUAUCAGCCAGCAUCCACUGGGACUCGAGAACAUCAUGUCUGCGAGACUUUGCACCAGGACGACAGGAAAGGGAUGUAGAAGUGACCAGCAGGGGGCGUAGGAGCAGCUUGAAACCAAAAAUCCAACUUCCUUGCGCUGUAAGUGCAUCAGAAGAGCUCGGUGUAUGCGGGGAAUUGGGGUAUGACGUUUUUAAUGGGGAAAGACGUCAAUGUCUCUUGUUUUCAUGCUAGCAUUUUGAAUAUGAAAUGCCAUUAGUAACUAAACGUGUUAAAGUUCAAAGGAAGGACAAUUAUGGUUUAUUAGACUUUGCUGGUGACUCAAAGAUCAAGUGAAUCGUAUUUUGGAAAUAAUUUAAUUCUAAGUUAUGUCAAAGUUGUAGAAGAGUUGCCCUACAUAUGUUAGCUUGUAGCUCUUCUUAGCAUACACACCAGUUUAACUGCAAAGACUCAUUGGUACAUAUUUCUCUUUUGGUAUUGUUUGUUCAUGCUUAUGAUUUUUACUUUCACCUUUCUCAAUAUUUCCAGGGAACAAUAAUGCGUUUUUUCUGCUU
Molecule: messenger RNA, 945 nt
Organism: Nerophis lumbriciformis (worm pipefish)
Lineage: Eukaryota; Metazoa; Chordata; Actinopteri; Syngnathiformes; Syngnathidae
Gene: bet1l
Product: Bet1 golgi vesicular membrane trafficking protein-like
Source: RefSeq, a predicted model, not a curated record